Molecule: messenger RNA, 1876 nt
Organism: Culex pipiens pallens (northern house mosquito)
Lineage: Eukaryota; Metazoa; Arthropoda; Insecta; Diptera; Culicidae
Exons: 6
Coding region: 174-671 (165 amino acids)
Source: RefSeq, a predicted model, not a curated record
CACUGCGAACGUUGCACGGUCCCAGCUUAUAGGAUUAGGUUCGCCUCCUUUGCUGCUCGGUUAGUUUAAGUUAUUUUUCUUCGACUUUUCUCGCGAAAGUGAAAAACGAAGGCAAUCCGGCCUUUUCUUUUUCUUUAUCAACGAACGAAACUUAAUCAACAAAUCAAAUCAAAAUGUUCAAGAAUCACCUAGCGAUGAUUGGCAUGAAUGAGACGCCAAACAAGAAGGCCAGAUUCUGGCAAUCAUACAUCAGAUCACUGAAAGGAUCCGAUGAUAUCCGCGCACACGAUUCGCCGUCCUGGCGGCACCGACCGAUCCUGCUGCUGGACCAGGUCGACACGCCGGCCAACCGCAUCCAGUCGCUGGGCUACCACUACCAGCCGGUGCACCGGGAGACGUACGGGUACUCGCCGCGGCCAAUCUACGACCACCACUAUCCGCGCCACGUCCGGGCUUCAAGCGUGAGCAGACUGGCCGAGGCCGAGAAGGCAUGGAAUGACCAUCUGGACCGGAUGCGGGACAUUGAUCGCAGGUCUAGCCCAAUUUACGCCUAUAUGAUAAGAUACCCAUCCCGGUACGGACUGUACCUGCGGGACAAACCCAGCCAGGUUGUGCUGCCCCAGGAACUCGAAUACGAGCCAGACACGAAGCCACACUACUCCCUGCACUAAAUGAAACAAAAAAAAACUAAAAUUACAAAAAAAAAACAAAACUAAAAAAUAUAAUUCGAAACUAAUCGGACUCCGGUCCAAAACACUACUACACACUCACAUACACAUACAUAGAAGAAACAAUCUACAAAAUUUUCCGACAUGGACGAAAAGAGGUGUUUUAAUAUUUUUCUAUUUAUUGCUGUAAGAGAAGAUGAAUUGUAACAUAUUACACUAUAAAAGAGCAAGUUUUCAAUUAACCAGUUUAUUGAACGUUGAAAUUAUCGAAAUAAAAAGUGCGCCGACGGUUAGAAAGUAUGCAAGAAUGGUAUUAUAAGAUGAGGUCAAAAAUCGAAACAAACUCAAACAGUUAGAAAACGAUUCAACAAAAAACCGUACCCACAUCAAAACACACAUUCAAAAACCCUGUCAAUGUUGACAACGAACAGAAAAAAAAACCAAAACGAUACUCUUUUCACCCCUCCUUCCGAGAAGCCGAAAGUCGCGCCAGCACUCCAUCUAGCGGCGUAAAGGGCAAACUUUUUGGCCUUCUCAGAUUGUGUCAAACGGAGACGUCACAUCGGGCACAACGACUGACAGCGGCGCACACGAAAAACGUCAACGAGCGUUUCUCAGAAAAAAAUAAAAGUCCUGCAGGUUUUUAACAAACACACGUACUCGCACAAUCAAGCGAAACGUCAUCAGCGCGUGAUUAUGUGUACACAAAAAGAGCGCGCUCAAACGUCAAAUGUCACUCGUUUUGCUCGAGACGGCGUGGAACCUUUUGAUUGCACGUGUGUGUGCUGGGUUGAACUUGACACUAUUUCCGCCGGAAAAAGAUCGUUCGCGCUAACAAAAGGGAAAUAAUGCUCUUUUAUUAGUCGAAUUCCUCGUCGUUUUCCUCACACACACAGCUCACAAGUAGGCGGCGCGCCCACACACAAACAAACAAUCUAGCAACUGUCAACCCAAAGUGGAUGGCAGCUUUCAGGCUGUUUAUUUGAGGGGUUGUGUUUGGGGCCAAACGGACCACAAUGUCGAAAAAAAAGGUUCCCAAACAAAACAGGUCGAGUCGUCGGCGUGCGGUUUUUGGCUUGGGGGGGGGAUGAUGAGGGCAAGAAAAAAAAGCAGAUAAAGAAGAAGCAGUCAACCAAACAACAAACAGAGCUUGAGCUUCACAGGAAAUAAAAGUACUCUUAUUUCAAGUGUGAAAAAACGGAAACGAA